This is a messenger RNA of Dermacentor andersoni, 3535 nucleotides long. RefSeq names its product solute carrier family 2, facilitated glucose transporter member 8-like. Gene Ontology annotation, molecular function: transmembrane transporter activity. Gene Ontology annotation, biological process: transmembrane transport. Lineage: Eukaryota; Metazoa; Arthropoda; Arachnida; Ixodida; Ixodidae. The record is from RefSeq and is a predicted model, not a curated record. Gene Ontology annotation, cellular component: membrane.
AAUGUGUCUUCACCGCGGGGACGACCUACACUCAUUGUGGAGUCGCGGAGGAAACUGGAAGCACCUGCCAAAAACCAAUCGCGCAACGCAUGUACUAACGUGCUGCCGCAAAGUCGCGGAGAAGGCCAAGAUCCACCAUGAGGAGCGCAGAAAAAUCUCGCAAACCUUCUUGGGUGACCGAGUACGUGGGUGUCAACUUCCAGAAAGUGCCCAGCAAGCCGGCUGAUGGCUUCGCUCCUGCAGCGGUCGUCGACACCGAGCCUGCGGUCCACAAAAGCCCAGCUGCUCCGACGAGACGGCCGCUCUACUUUGCAGUGUUCGCUGCCUACUUGGGCAGUAUGGCUUUCGGCUUUGCCAUCACCUACUCGUCGCCGGCGUUGCCCGACAUCCGGCCUAAGAUGAACUUCACCGUGGAGGACAGCGCCUGGUUCGGCUCGCUCGUAAAAUGCGGCUCCAUUUUCGGCGGCCUGCUCGGAGGGCAGCUUGUGAACAUGGUCGGUCGACGGGCGACUCUCUUCAUCUCUUGCGGCUGGUUUCUGGCUGGCUGGUUGUGCAUCAUCUUCGCCCAGUCAAUCCCCCUGUUGUUCUCCGGACGAGCCCUUACAGGUGUUGCUGUCGGCAUCGUGGCGCCGGCAGUGCCUGUAUUUAUAUCUGAGAUCUGCCCGUCGAACAUUCGCGGUCUACUUAACACUGGGAGCAAUGUUGCCCUCUACUGCGGCAUCCUGGCCACUUACGUCCUCGGGAAGUGGCUUGCUUACCAGCACCUCGCCAUCGCGCUCAUGGCGCCAACGGUCCUCAUGAGCGUCCUUUUGUUCUGGACGAAGGAAUCUCCCCGCUGGCUUCUUCAGAAAGGCCGCCAUGAGGCGGCGUUGGAGUCAGCACUGUUCUACUACGGACCAGAGGGCAAGAAGGAGUUAGAUGCCAUUGAAGAAAGCCUUUGCGGAACCGAGCAAUUCCGCUUACGGGACCUAGCUGUGCCGCAUGUCUACAGGCCAUUCUUGUGCAUGCUGAUGGUGAUGUUUGUACAACAGUCAUCGGGAGUGACCGUCCUCGUAGUUUACACACACGACAUCUUCCGCGAGGCGGGAACGUCGAUUCCGUCGGACGACUGCAGCAUAAUCAUUGGUGUAGUGCAAGUGGUCGUGGUAGCGAUCGCCACAGUACUGACAGAUCGCGUCGGGCGCAAGAUCCUGCUCUUGGUCUCCACCUUGGCAACGAGCAUCUGCUUGUUCCUGUUCGGAUACUCUUUUUACCUCAAACAACACAGCCCGGAGACAUUCGCCACCUCAUACACAUGGCUUCCGAUUGCGUCCGUGGGACUGAUCUUUGUGGCAUUCAACAUCGGCAUGGGCCACCUUCCUUGGUUGCUUCUCGGAGAGAUGCUGCCGCUGCGCGUAAAGGGUUUUGCCACGGGAUUCUGCACAGCGUUCUCCUUCGGCUACUCGUUCCUUCUCAUCAAGGAGUUUUACAGGCUACAGCUUGUUCUGGGGGUAGCAGGGUCCUAUUGGCUAUUCGGUAUUUUGCUUCUCGUGGGCUUCCUUCUCUUCUGGAUUUUUCUUCCAGAAACAAAGAGAAAAACGUUAGAAGAAAUUGAGCAGCUUUUUGGAAAGCAAGCGGUUGACUUCGCCAACGAAACGGUGAUCAGGAAAAGCAAUCGUGUGUAGCAGUCAUGACCUUUCCACAUUUCAGUUGCAUCUUACUGCGCGUUUCUGCGGCUGUUCACGAACUUGAAGCUUCGUCAGCCUCAAUGUCUCAAACAAAUCCUCUACAACAGGAGACAUUCCAUGGUAAUACUUGACCGCUAUGCAAUAUAAUUUUUGCGGAAAGACAGUUUGUGAGCAUUUCAUGAGGGGAAAGUCGGUUCAUACUUAAAGGAUAUGCACAGUCUAUAACGAAAGGACAGAAGCAAGACAAGGAGACGUGUGCUGCACUCGUGACUUGUUUAUUUAAGAGGAAAGGGCAAUAAACAGGUAUAGAGCAGUCAUGCGCCUACGCAAAGGUAGUCACGAGGAUAUCCCAUUUUGACAUUAAAAACAUUUAUUUAAGCAUACCAUAGCAAUAUGGAUCAACAUAUACAUAUUGCUAUUGCGAUCAUUUUCUCGCAUGUUUGCUCUAUAUCCUGUAUUCUGAUCUCGCGCAAACCGUGGUUCAAACAGCCGUUGUCUUUUGUGUGCAUCAUCUCAUAAAUUAACAUUGUUUCACAUUGAUUAGCGCAUUCUGACCGGCUGUGACACAUGCAUCACUAAAUUCUGACAGCGCGAGACCACAAUAUUUGGUAUCCGCAAAGAUACGACACCACGCGAAUUGCUCGAAAUAUAUCGCAUAAAAGAACGAGAUGCUGCCUGCAUCAGUGAAACGUUCGUAUCGCAAUAGUAUGCUGAAAUGAAUAUCUCGGACGUCAAACUAUGAAACCCGCAAGGUUUUCCACCCGAUCUCAGAAAACAUUAAUUUAAGAGCAGCCUCUAACCGUAUUCAGUAAUAUCGAACAUCACUAUGUUGUUUACAUAUACUAGUAGAGGCUGUAAAUGCGAAUAUAGGCUGCCCUGCGAGGCUGCGCAGAUAUUCAACAUUUUCUCAUCUCUCGUGUUCCGUAAAAUUUUAUGGUUGACUGUACAUAUACAUUGCCUUGUUCUUCUGACAAGCAAGCUAGCUAAUCGGAAAUAUAUCCUGAGUCCCAUUUCCUAUCUUGUGGUAGUAUGUUUUACGCUGCGUUUGUUCAUUAUCCCGUAGAGGGAGUUCUUUAGCCAGGCAUUCGCUUGAGGAUCAAGCUACUGCUCGUGCUGACAUUGUAGAAGAAUUGUAAGAGCCGGUCAUUCUUCAUGGCUUCAUCACUUAUGUGUAAUAUUUUAGUAUUUUUAAGAUUUAUAUUUGUACCAUCUUUACGUCACCCCAACAAUUCCCAUGGUAUACAACGCAAUGCAAUUUGAAAACAGGUGCUAAUCAACACUAAUCAGCCACCACUACUCAAAACCUAGUAACACACGUCGUAAAGUACCAGGCUCUCGAGUAGCAUGCUUCCAAAAUUCAAACGUAUAAACGCGAGUCAUGCUACUUCGACUUUUUAUCAUUUGUACGCAUGCUGGUCAAGGGUGUUACACACCAGUUACAUCUUCAGAAUAACCAGAACAGCCACUAAAGGAAAAGUCGUCGAUUAUAAUCUGUCGUUUACGGAGGCAUUAAGCCAUAACAAAGCAUCUAACCGUCUUCACGCGCAUUAUGUACAAUUUCGCACGCUAAGGCAGCGAUUUAAAAUGAAAAACACUGAAAAAAAUAAUGCCAUUAUGGAUAUGCCACAAGCACCUUGAAACACUUCUGACAUGAUCUGGGCUACGUGUAUGAAUAAUUAGUGCAAGGUUAAACCAGUUGGUAGGCGGGCGUCUGGGAUUAUGAUCAUAGUAACAGUAUCUCAUCAUAUAGCGGGUUCACUUCUUUCAGUGUUUUUUACAGUGCUUCAGAUUCAGCAUAUUGAUAUAGUUUUUGGAUGGAAUGGGAGCGUUCCGAGUAUUAUACCAAUAAAAUAAUUGUUUUUGUUUUA